CAAACGCUUGUGGAGUAAGAGUAAAAAACACUAAUCAAAAUGAAAUUCCUGAUUGUUGCUGUUGCCUUCCUGGCCUGCGCCAGCGCUGAUGUUUCCCACUUGUCGGGUUACAACUACCAGGCGCCCGCUCCUGUCUACCAGCCAGCACCUGCUCCGAUCUCGAUCCCAGCCCCAGCUCCAGCUCCAGUCUACCAGCCAGCUCCUGCUCCCGCUCCAGUCUACCAGCCAGCUCCUGCUCCAAUCUCGAUCCCAGCACCAGCUCCAGCUCCAGUCUACCAGCCAGCUCCUGCUCCCGUGCAUUACGAAGCUCCUGCACCGGCUCCAGUCAGCACUUACAUUCCCCCCGCACCCGUCUCGAUCCCAGCCCCAGCACCAGCUCCAGUCUACCAACCAGCUCCUGCUCCGAUCUCGAUCCCAGCCCCAGCACCAGCUCCAGUCUACCAGCCCGCUCCCGCUCCAGUCCACAUUGAGGCUCCUGCCCCAGCUCCAGUCUACCAGCCCGCUCCUGCUCCCAUCCGCGUCGAGGCUCCAGUCCCAGCUCCAGUGAACACCUACAUUCCUCCCGCACCCGUCUCGAUCCCAGCCCCAGCUCCCGCUCCAGUCUACCAGCCAGCUCCUGCCCCUGCUCCAGUCUACCAGGCUCCUGCUCCCGCUCCAGUCUACCAGGCUCCAGCCCCAGCUCCAGUCUACCAGCCUGCUCCCGCCCCAGCUCCCGUCCACAUCGAGGCCCCCGCCCCAGCUCCCGUCCGUGUUGCCCCUGCCCCAGCUCCAGUCAACCAGUACAUCCCACCUGCAGCACCCGCUCCAGCCCCAGCUCCAGUCCACAUUGAGGCUCCCGCUCCAGCUCCCGUCCGCGUUGCUCCCGCUCCAGUCCCAGCCCCAGUCAACCAGUACAUCCCACCUGCAGCUCCUGCCCCAGCUCCCGCUCCAGUCCAGUCCGCCCCAGUCUUGGCUCCCCAGCCCGUCCUGGAGGAAAUCGAGCCCGUGUCCGCUGAUGGCUACCGCUACAAGACCGUGCGUCGUGUGAUCCGUCGCCGUCUGUAAGAUGUGCUCAUUCAUUGCACUUUGGGCGAUAGCAAGAAGUUAAUUCAAUAAAAAAAAUUAUUAAGUUUGUGUAAGAACAUUGAUUUGUUACCCCCAUUGCA
Molecule: messenger RNA, 1145 nt
Organism: Drosophila nasuta
Lineage: Eukaryota; Metazoa; Arthropoda; Insecta; Diptera; Drosophilidae
Product: skin secretory protein xP2-like
Source: RefSeq, a predicted model, not a curated record